CCGGGUGCAAGCAAGGCAGAUCAAUAGCGUGGCGUGGCGUCUCGCGUCCACUCUCCAUACUCUUAGCGGCGCGCUCACUCGCUCAACAUCCGCGCUCGAUACUACCCGCGCGCGCUCACAUCUCUACUAACUACAUUGCAUCCGCAUUAACCAACUCAUUGCUAAGAUGGAGACCGGGAAGUGGUGGUGGGUUCUGGUGGGCGCCGCGGUGCUCGGCGUCGCGAUGUGCGCCGCCGAGGGGGAGGUGUGGGAGGAGAGCGACCAUGAAGUGCUCAUUCGGAACGAAAGGGGAGCUAAAAAUAGAGAGACAUGCCGCUACGUGAAGGGCGCGUGGUCUGAGUGCGACGCUAAGACCAACGUGCGCUCGCGCACCCUCACCCUCAAGAAGGGCGAUACCGGCUCCUGUGAGCGCUUCAAGAUCAUUCAGAAAAAGUGCAAAAAAGCGUGCCGCUAUGAGAAGUCAUCAUGGAGUGAAUGCAGCGCCACGGGCGAGAUGGUACGCACUGAUGAGUUGAAGGCCAACAGUGACCCCGCCUGCGACCAGAGCCGCCGCCUCACCAAGAAGUGCAACAAAAACAAACAAGUCAAGGCCUCUAAAGACAAAGGUCGCAGAAAUCGUCAGUAAGUGGUAUGAAUAUCUACGGCGACGGGUGUUCGACGUUCAUACCAACUCAUCACUGUUUGUUAGAUCUAACGUUCCGGUCAUAAGUUUGUCUGUUCUCAUUUAGUAAUAGUGCCAAAAUAGAAUUAAGUAAUUGUUGUUUCUUUUGUGUUACUUUUCAUACCUUCUUAAUAAUAAUAAAAUUAUUGUAAGCCCUUAGCUGCGAUGUAUCUAGGUAUAAUUUCACUAAUAUGAUAUCUAUACAUACUAAUAAUUAUAUUAUUAAUAAUAAUAAUGUAACUACCUGCCUAUUGUCGUAAACGUUAAAUAAUAAUCUAUUCAUUUUAUGAAAAUUAUUACUUAGUAAGUUUAGAUUAAUUUGAUAUUAAAGAAAUACAAAGAAUA
This is a messenger RNA of Plutella xylostella (diamondback moth), 1006 nucleotides long. It is a transcript of the gene Miple, whose product is annotated as pleiotrophin-like protein. The record is from RefSeq and is a predicted model, not a curated record. NCBI's taxonomy places the organism in Eukaryota, Metazoa, Arthropoda, Insecta, Lepidoptera, Plutellidae. Gene Ontology annotation, biological process: mesoderm morphogenesis. Gene Ontology annotation, molecular function: heparin binding; growth factor activity. Gene Ontology annotation, cellular component: extracellular region.